AUCUUCUCCUUGUUUCUUCAUCAUCUUCUCUACACAUUUAUCUGCUUUUAUUGGAAAACUGAUUCAUCUUAGAAAGAAAAAAAAAUUAGUAAUGGAAGGUAAAGGAAAUGCGAGAUCAUCUUCUUCGUUCUUUGGCCCCAAGGAACCUACUUCCUCCUCUACGUUCAAAUCUAUUUUCCCUCCUCCCUCCAAGGAAACAACAGGAAACAUUCUAAGCUCCAAACAUGGGUCCCUAGGCCAACGUAAAGAAUCUACAACCUGUAAUUUAAGUUCAUCUCUUUACUACGGUGGUCAAGACGUUUACUCUGGAUCCACCAGUAACCAUACUUACCCUACCGUUAACAAGGCUCAUCCUAGAGAAGACAAUGAUGCUAGUGGAAACAACUCGCAGGACGCAUCAAGAGGAAACUGGUGGCAAGGUUCACUUUAUUAUUAGAAAUCUUCUUUCCAAAGUAUGAAGAACAUCAAAUCACACAACAAUUUCGAUCGUAUAUCUUUCCUUGUUUGUUUGACUUGUAUUGAAAGAAACUGUAUCAAUGAUGCUUUAUUAGUCUCUCAGUCUAAUAUUAAUUCAAAGACUAGUUAUGCGUACUUAAAAACAUUCGAGUUCUGCAUGAAAUGGCAGUUAAACCUAAAAACUGAAUCAGAAACAACACAGAGGGAUUGUCUGUGGCCAAUCCAACAAUAUAAAGCGUAGAUGACAAGGAAGACAGUAUAUUUGUAU
Molecule: messenger RNA, 724 nt
Organism: Raphanus sativus (radish)
Lineage: Eukaryota; Viridiplantae; Streptophyta; Magnoliopsida; Brassicales; Brassicaceae
Exons: 5
Coding region: 92-436 (114 amino acids)
Source: RefSeq, a predicted model, not a curated record